CUUGCGUUCUGCUUGAGCUCUCCGACCUUUUUGACAGAUAAACAUGAAGAUUGUAACAUGGAACAUAAACGGGAUACGAACAUUUAAAAAUGGUAUCAAGAAAAUUCUGGAUUCAUUUGAUGCCGAUAUAAUCUGCGUUCAAGAGACUAAAGUUACCCGUGACCUGUUGGAUGAGAAAACAGCGAUUGUUGAUGGCUACAAUUCAUACUUUAGUUUUAGCCGAGGACGAGGUGGAUACUCAGGUGUCGCGACCUACUGUAAAGAUACCGCUACUCCAUUCCUGGCCGAGGAAGGAUUGACAGGUCUGAUCGCCAAUCAGGGAGAGGCUGUUGGUUGCUAUGGUGACCAGUUAGAGUUGUCCAGUGAUGAGCUUCUGGCACUAGACAAUGAAGGAAGGGCUGUCAUCACCCAGCAUCACUUCAUGGGGAGAGAUGGACCACAGAAGCUGACUGUUAUCAAUGUUUAUUGUCCUCGAGCUGACCCGGACAAACCUGAGAGAAAACAGUACAAGCUGCAGUUUUACCAACUCCUCCAGUGCAGAGCUGAAGCCAUCUUGAGCUCGGGGAGUCAUGUGAUCGUUUUGGGUGAUGUGAACACCUCUCACAGACCCAUAGACCACUGCAACCCAGAUGAUGUGGAUAACUUUGAAGAUAAUCCUGGGAGGAAGUGGCUGGAUCAUUUCCUGUUUGAAACAGAAGAAAAUACAGAAAAUGGAAAUACUGAAGAUGAUCUUGCAGACAUCUCCCAGAAUUCUGCCUCUGGUGGCAAGUUUGUGGACUCUUUCCGCCAUUUUCACCCAAAGCGCUCCAAUGCCUUCACGUGCUGGUCUACACUCACGGGUGCCAGGCAGACCAACUACGGCACACGCAUCGACUACAUCUUCUCUGACCGCCCUCUGGUGGAGACGGGCUUUAUUGGCGUGGACAUUAUGCCAGAGGUGGAGGGAUCCGAUCAUUGUCCUGUAUGGGCGCAGCUCAGCUGUACCCUCCAGUUUAGUCCGAAGUGCCCGCCCCUGUGCACACGGCACAUGCCAGAGUUCAUUGGCAAACAGCAGAAACUUUCACGCUUCUUAGUAAAAGUUCCUGAGAAACAGAGCGUUUCUAAAGGGAGUGUAGAGAGUCUACCUGGAUCACAGGAUGCUGGGGAAAUUCGGGAAAACCUGAAUCCUGUGGUACAGGGGAACAGUGUUGCAAAGAAGAGACCUACAGAUAGAGAAGCAGACACAAAUGGACACAAAGCCAAAAGAAGCAAGCAGACGAAAACGGAAAGUAAUGCUAAAGGAAGUCUUUUAGCUUUCUUUAAGCCUAAACAAACACUGUUGAUACCUUCAAGGGGGAACUUGGGCUUAAAACAGGCAGAAUCCUCUCAGGAUGGCCCUGGUAGUGAGAGCAACACUAGAAGCUGCCCCAGUGAUGCGCAAAAGGAGACAAAUCUCUCCAAGUUAACGGAGAUGGAGAAUGAAAAUCAGGAUGAAGUGGAAGGAGAAUCUACAUCCAUAGACAAGUCAAAGGACUGUAAGAAAGGGCCAUGCACUGGUUUUUGGAAAACUGUUUUGCAUGGGCCUCCUCAGCCGCCACUUUGUAAAUCACACAAUGAGCCCUGUGUUUUAAGGACUGUGAAAAAAGCAGGACCUAAUCUAGGCCGGCAGUUUUUUGUAUGUGCCCGUCCUCAAGGCCAUGCCUCCAAUGCUCAGGCCAGGUGUAAUUUUUUCGCCUGGGUAGAAAAAGGAAAAUAGAUUAAAGUCAAGGAAUCUUUAUGCAUACUGUAUUUCAUGUUUUGAGUGUACAUGUAUGUGCACUGUGUUGGUUUUAUAUGUACCAUUUUUAUUGUUCAACUAACAAUAGAGACAGAAAUAAAUAAUGCUCUUUUUCA
This is a messenger RNA of Rhinichthys klamathensis goyatoka, 1872 nucleotides long. It is a transcript of the gene apex2, whose product is annotated as APEX nuclease (apurinic/apyrimidinic endonuclease) 2. Gene Ontology annotation, molecular function: DNA-(apurinic or apyrimidinic site) endonuclease activity; double-stranded DNA 3'-5' DNA exonuclease activity; phosphoric diester hydrolase activity. NCBI's taxonomy places the organism in Eukaryota, Metazoa, Chordata, Actinopteri, Cypriniformes, Leuciscidae. Gene Ontology annotation, biological process: base-excision repair. The transcript is spliced from 6 exons. The record is from RefSeq and is a predicted model, not a curated record. Gene Ontology annotation, cellular component: nucleus. Bases 44 to 1735 code for a protein of 563 amino acids.